Molecule: messenger RNA, 2355 nt
Organism: Adineta ricciae
Lineage: Eukaryota; Metazoa; Rotifera; Eurotatoria; Adinetida; Adinetidae
Source: the annotation of a GenBank genome assembly
AUGGAUAAGAAGAAAGGUUCACCUCCAUCGGACAAAAAGAAGUCAACGACGACAACAACAACAAAGACCACCAAGCACGAGGAGAAGAAAGAUGAAAAUAUUCUUGUCAAAGCUGCACAUUCGAUUCGAGACAAAGUACAUGGACUUACCGAUGAAGUCAAGGAUAAAGCGCACCAUUUAACACAUAGUGACGACUCAAAAAAAGAUAAAGAUCAUAAGAAAUCAGAUACGAAAUUAAAGGCAUCAUCGAAGAUACCCAAAUCGUCGGAUAAAGACAGUUCCGAUGACGAAAAAGACAAAGAUCCAACUGCACCACCGGGUUCUUCAGGUGAUAAGAAAAGUUCUACAGGUUUACCUUCUUCAGACAAGCCACCAGGUGACAAAGCAGCUGGUGAUGCUGCCGCUUCAUCGAAACUACCUCCCAGUAAGUCACCGGGAUUACCAUCUGGUGGUGAUACUGACGCAGCUACUAGUGCACCUCCACCUUCAAAUCCAGCUAGUAAAGCAACAGAACCACCAUCCGGUGGCGAUUCAAAACCUCCUGGCGAGAAGAAGGACGACACUCCAGCUGCAUCCUCAGGUGCACCUGGUAAUGCUGGUGCUAGUAAAUCUUCUGGUGAGCCCAGUAGUGAGCAGAAACCAGCACCUUCAGCUGGACCUGAUGCAGAAAAUAAAUCUCCCGCUGGAAGCAACUCAAAUGAUAAAGUUCACAUUUCUUUCGACGGUAUACAAACCGUCGAUGACUUACUCGAACGAAUAGACCAAGCUAUUGAAAGCGCACAAAUAAUUGUUGAUAAUGGUUCGAAAAAGGCUCAAGGCGAUAAACCCGCUAUUGGUGCUGCUAACGCUGAAGCUGAAAAGAAACCUGCAGAGGAUGAACCAAUUCGAGUUAAAUUCAAUGAAGUCCACAAUAUGGAAGAUCUUCUUGGUCUAGUUAAUAAUCAACCAGGCCAUCGAAAGGUUGUUCUCGAAGAUGCACCUGGUCAGUCCAAUACUGUUUCAAUCAAGAAGAAUAGUAUCCAAUCAGUUGAUGAUUCGAAAGAUAAAAACGCAACAACCACAGUAAAGAAAGAAGAAACUCCAUCAUCAGCAACGAAGACUACCGAGAAGAAGGAAGAAACACCAAACUCAGUAACGAAGACCACGGAGAAAAAAGAAGAAACGCCGACGUCAUCCUCAACAACGAAAAAGGAAGAAACACCUUCAUCAUCAACCAAAGUCGAGACAACUAGCACGCCAACAUCAUCAGAAACUACUGUCAAAACAACGGAUAAGUCUCCACAAUCGAAUGACGCAUCUUCGCCUGAAGGCGAUCAAAUCCACGUGAAUAUUGAGAAUAUUCGAAGUGUCGAUGAUCUUUUGGAUCGAGUCGAUGAAGCUGUUCAAAAGGUUCCUGUUAUUAUUGAUACAAAGCCACGACCUAAUCCAAAUUCAUCAAAACCCAAGGAAGACGAUCAAGCCGAUAAGAAAGACGAUUCCGACGCACUGAAAUUUCAAAAAAAAGAUACUGAAAUCAAACAAGACUCCGACGGAAAAACAAUACAUUUCAUUGUGAUGUCGAAACGUUUUUUCGAAGGUGCUCAACAUGCCGCUCGGUAUGCUGCAACUCGACCUUCAUAUCCACCAGUAUUCAUGAAGAAAAUCAUUGAUUUUCUCUCCAUAAAAUAUAAAGGUACCUUUGAUUAUGCAGCUGAUGUUGGUUGCGGCAGUGGACAAAGCACUGAACUUCUAUCACCAUACUUCAAAAAAGUCUAUGGGUAUGAUGUUAGUGAAAAUCAAGUCAGAGAAGCACGUGCAAAGAAUAAAAUAUCGAAUAUUGAAUACAAAGUCAGUUCAAAUAAUGCGAUUCCACAUGAAAAGCAAUCCCUUUGUUUAAUCACUGCAGCACAAGCAGCACAUUGGUUCGAUCUGAAACAAUUCUAUUCAGAAGUACAUCGAACGUUAAAACCUAUGGGUGUUUUAGCUGUGUAUGGUUACGCAUUACCAGAAGUUGCGAAUAAGCAGUAUUUACAUCUGAAUGACGUUAUUCAGCAAUUUUAUCAAAAAAUGAUCCCAUAUUUUCCACCAGAUCGUGCUCAGAUCGAUAAUCGGUAUGCCGAUAUAGUCCUCCCAUUUGAAGAAAAGAUUCGAGAUGAAAGUGCAAAAAUCGAAUAUGAAUGGAAUCUUGAUCGAUUCGUCGCUUAUGUCUCAUCAUGGUCAGGAUAUGUGAACUAUAUGCGAAAACAUCCUGAUCGAGAUGUUCUCAUCGACUUCCGUGAAGAAUUAGCCAAAGCGAUGAAAAGUGACGCUGAAACAGAAUUAUUAAAAAUCGAUUUUCCCAUAUUUGCUCUACUCGGUCGAAAAACAACGACAUAA